This is a messenger RNA of Diorhabda carinulata, 8108 nucleotides long. Its product is annotated as fasciclin-3. The record is from RefSeq and is a predicted model, not a curated record. Gene Ontology annotation, cellular component: cell-cell junction. NCBI's taxonomy places the organism in Eukaryota, Metazoa, Arthropoda, Insecta, Coleoptera, Chrysomelidae. Gene Ontology annotation, molecular function: cell adhesion molecule binding. Gene Ontology annotation, biological process: cell-cell adhesion. Bases 260 to 1747 code for a protein of 495 amino acids. The transcript has 10 exons.
AGAAACUCAGUUCAAAUCGUACUGUAUCGAAGUGACGUAGGUCUUACCUGCCGAACGGCGCGCACCCACCUGUUUUUUCCGAGUGACGCGUUUUCCAUUUUUCAAUUGUUUGUAAAAAGUGAAAACGGUGUUAGAUAAAGUGAUCGGAGAGUUUUUUCAUGUGAAAAAUAUUAAUAGCAAUUGUAUUUUGUGCUUCUACAUAGUUACUAAAUACUUUCUCUAUAGUUUCUACAUACACCUUCUAGAACAGGUUUUCAAGAUGAAGACGGGGCUUGUUAUAAUCUUUGUCUUCGGCCUAAUGCAAGCUCUAUGGGCGGCUCAAGUCGACGUGGUCAACAAAGAACUUCUGGUACUUCCUGGUCAAAACGCGACAUUCCUUUGUCGCGUCGGUGUAGCUCUCCAGUACUGCAGAAUAGAACUACCUGGAGGAAGAACUUUCAAUUUAAACAAACAAUUACCUUCAAACAGUGAAGUUUCGUAUUAUGGAAAUGGUUUAGAUGCUGGACAAUGUGGUGUCAACAUCCACCAGGUGACUGAAAAAGACAAUGGCGCUGUAAAAUGCACUUUAGGUAUACCUAGUGAAACCGCAGAAUCAGUAGGAACAAUGUCCCUCAUUGUAGCAAAGGCGCCAAAACAACCCGAAUUAGAUUUAAGUAGAGGAACUGAUUCGUUGAGAGUAUACAAAAUUAACGAUGUUUUGGAAGCUUCUUGUAUAGUUAGAGAUGGACGACCAGUUGCUAACAUCAGUUGGUAUUUAGAUGAUGAACCUAUCGAUAAUAUGGCUUUGAGGAUGCCCACUGUGAUCGAUCUCGCGAAGGAGAAUCUCCAAUCGACUGUACAAAAUUUCUCGAGAGUCUUACAACCAAUCGAUAAUGGGAGAUUUUUGAGAUGCGUCGCUUUUCAUCCCGCUUAUCCAGGCGGACAUUCCGAGACCAAAAGACAACUAGAUGUCAAAUUUCCACCUUUACCCAUCGAAGAUCCCAUCGAUAAAUUCGGUUAUCAAAUUGGAAAAGUUGGACUUAUUAAUAUAACCAUCGAAGCUAAUCCUAAACCGAGAAUCGAAUGGACAGUUGGAGGUCAACUGAUUAAGGAAGGAUCUACUGAUAAUACAGGCAGAAUUGAAGCAGAAGCUAUUAGAGAUUUGGAACGAGGUAGAUACGAAGCGAAUCUUAGAUUGGCAGCUGUUACAAAACAAGAUACCGAAGUAGAAUACAUUCUAACAGCUUACAACGAUCAAGGAUCGCAAACGUACCGGAUCAAAAUUUCCACAAGCCCUGAACCCGAAGGUGUUGAAUUAGGGGUAGGAGCCAUAGUAGGAGUGGUAGUUUUGGUACUUUUCAUAAUUCUUUUGGUAUCCAUCUUGAUUUUCGCAAAAAUGACAGGAAGAUGGUGUUUUACUGGUGGAAGUGAUACACGACAUUUCGGUGAAUCUAGCGACACUGAAAGUGCUGACGUCCGUCCAAGAGAAACGAAAACCACCAACAAACUAACUUCCCUUUUUAAAAAAAAUAAAGAUCAAGUAGCCUCGGAAAAUGAACUCAAGCCGAAACUCAUGAAAAAUGAGGAAAAGAACCUACAGGAACAACCUAAUGUUCCCGAAGGAGACGAAAGAGCAUUAGUUUAUGCGGAACUGGAUCUUGUAAGAGCAAACAUGGUACCAGUCGUUAAAAACGACGACGAAAAAACCGAAUAUGCUGAAAUUGUUUAUACACCGAGCGACGAGGGAAAAGAAUCUCCCAAAAAGUGAAAAAUAAAUGACUGACGACAUAUGAUAUUUAAUUAUUUAAAACAGAUUUAAAGAAUUAAUUUCCCAUUUUGGUCUUUAACCUUAUGAUUAUGAAAAUUAUCUGAUGGAUCAUUUGAAGUACUUACAGUACUUCAUAGUUGUUUUUUCAAGAAUAUUUGUUUGAAUCUCCCUGUAACAGUGGCUUACAAAAUGUAUCUGUUUUCUACUAAAACUAAAAAUUUUAUAAAAAUCAUUUUAAUCACUAAAAUACAGGCAAAUUAGGCGAUUUUGAGCUUGAAUUAAAUUUUGCUUUACUAGAUUCAAUUCUGGGAGGUUUUGGGAUACUGAAUAAAUAUAUCAACUCGAAAACUAUGAGAAAUUCGAAAAUGACCAAGAAUGUUGAGUAAAAUUCUCUACAAAAAAGUAUCCUAGAUAUUUGUUCUUAUACUCAAAAUUUGCUCUAGAAAAUGGGUUUAUACACUCAAAAAUAUUUUAAAUCGCGAAUAACUCGAAAAUUACAAGGAAUUCGAAAAAAAUUUUGUAUCGUGAAUAAUUCGAAAUCCAUGAGGAUUUCGAAAAUACUUCCGGGACAAAAAAUUCAAAGUCCAGCAUUCUGUAUAAAAAAGAUUUAAAUUUUUUCCUAACCUCAAAAUUUCCAUAAUAAAAUGGGUUUGAACGCUCAAAAAUAUUUUGAAUCACGAUUAACUAGAAAACUACGUAGAAAUCGAAAAAAAGUGCCGAAGUCAAAACUGUAGAGCACAAAAUUCUCCAUAAAAUAGUUCCCAAGCACUUUUUCAUAACCUCAAAAUUUUCAACGUAAUAUGCGUUCAAGUACAAAACAUUUUGUAUCGUGAAUAAUUCGAAAUCCAUGAGGAUUUCGAAAAUACUGCCCGGACAAAAAAUUUAAAGCCCAACAUUCUGUAUAAAAAAGAUUUUAAUUUUUUCCUAACCUCAAAAUUUCCAUAAUAAAAUGGGUUUGAACGCUCAAAAAUAUUUUGAAUCACGAUUAACUAGAAAACUACGUAGAAAUCGAAAAAAAGUGCCGAAGUCAAAACUGUAGAGCACAAAAUUCUCCAUAAAAUAGUUCCCAAGCACUUUUUCAUAACCUCAAAAUUUUCAACGUAAUAUGCGUUCAAGUACAAAACAUUUUGUAUCGUGAAUAAUUCGAAAUCCAUGAGGAUUUCGAAAAUACUGCCCGGACAAAAAAUUUAAAGCCCAACAUUCUGUAUAAAAAAGAUUUAAAUUUUUCCCUAACCUCAAAAUUUCCAUAAUAAAAUGGGUUUGAACGCUCAAAAAUAUUUUGAAUCACGAUUAACUCGAAAACUACGUAGAAAUCGAAAAAAAGUGCCGAAGUCAAAACUGUAGAGCACAAAAUUCUCCAUAAAAUAGUUCCCAAGCACUUUUUCACAACCUCAAAAUUUUCAACGUAAUAUGCGUUCAAGUACAAAACAUUUUGUAUCGUGAAUAAUUCGAAACCCAUGAGGAUUUCGAAAAUGCUUCCGGGACAAAAAAUUCAAAGUCCAGCAUUCUGUAUAAAAAAGAUUUAAAUUUUUUCCUAACCUCAAAAUUUCCAUAAUAAAAUGGGUUUGAACGCUCAAAAAUAUUUUGAAUCACGAUUAACUAGAAAACUACGUAGAAAUCGAGAAAAAGUGCCGAAGUCAAAACUGUAGAGCACAAAAUUCUCCAUAAAAUAGUUCCCAAGCACUUUUUCAUAACCUCAAAAUUUUUAACGUAAUAUGCGUUCAAGUACAAAACAUUUUGUAUCGUGAAUAAUUCGAAAUCCAUGAGGAUUUCGAAAAUACUGCCCGGACAAAAAAUUUAAAGCCCAACAUUCUGUAUAAAAAAGAUUUAAAUUUUUUCCUAACCUCAAAAUUUCCAUAAUAAAAUGGGUUUGAACGCUCAAAAAUAUUUUGAAUCACGAUUAACUAGAAAACUACGUAGAAAUCGAAAAAAAGUGCCGAAGUCAAAACUGUAGAGCACAAAAUUCUCCAUAAAAUAGUUCCCAAGCACUUUUUCAUAACCUCAAAAUUUUCAACGUAAUAUGCGUUCAAGUACAAAACAUUUUGUAUCGUGAAUAAUUCGAAACCCAUGAGGAUUUCGAAAAUGCUUCCGGGACAAAAAAUUCAAAGUCCAGCAUUCUGUAUAAAAAAGAUUUAAAUUUUUUCCUAACCUCAAAAUUUCCAUAAUAAAAUGGGUUUGAACGCUCAAAAAUAUUUUGAAUCACGAUUAACUAGAAAACUACGUAGAAAUCGAAAAAAAGGGCCGAAGUCAAAACUGUAGAGCACAAAAUUCUCCAUAAAAUAGUUCCCAAGCACUUUUUCAUAACCUCAAAAUUUUCAACGUAAUAUGCGUUCAAGUACAAAACAUUUUGUAUCGUGAAUAAUUCGAAACCCAUGAGGAUUUCGAAAAUACUGCCCGGACAAAAAAUUUAAAGCCCAACAUUCUGUAUAAAAAAGAUUUAAAUUUUUUGCUAACCUCAAAAUUUCCAUAAUAAAAUGGGUUUGAACGCUCAAAAAUAUUUUGAAUCACGAUUAACUCGAAAACUACGUAGAAAUCGAAAAAAAGUGCCGAAGUCAAAACUGUAGAGCACAAAAUUCUCCAUAAAAUAGUUCCCAAGCACUUUUUCACAACCUCAAAAUUUUCAACGUAAUAUGCGUUCAAGUACAAAACAUUUUGUAUCGUGAAUAAUUCGAAACCCAUGAGGAUUUCGAAAAUACUGCCCGGACAAAAAAUUUAAAGCCCAACAUUCUGUAUAAAAAAGAUUUUAAUUUUUCCCUAACCUCAAAAUUUCCAUUAUAAAAUGAGUUUGAACGCUCAAAAAUAUUUUGAAUCACGAUUAACUAGAAAACUACGUAGAAAUCGAGAAAAAGUGCCGAAGUCAAAACUGUAGAGCACAAAAUUCUCCAUAAAAUAGUUCCCAAGCACUUUUUCAUAACCUCAAAAUUUUCAACGUAAUAUGCGUUCAAGUACAAAACAUUUUGUAUCGUGAAUAAUUCGAAACCCAUGAGGAUUUCGAAAAUACUGCCCGGACAAAAAAUUUAAAGCCCAACAUUCUGUAUAAAAAAGAUUUAAAUUUUUUGCUAACCUCAAAAUUUCCAUAAUAAAAUGGGUUUGAACGCUCAAAAAUAUUUUGAAUCACGAUUAACUCGAAAACUACGUAGAAAUCGAAAAAAAGUGCCGAAGUCAAAACUGUAGAGCACAAAAUUCUCCAUAAAAUAGUUCCCAAGCACUUUUUCACAACCUCAAAAUUUUCAACGUAAUAUGCGUUCAAGUACAAAACAUUUUGUAUCGUGAAUAAUUCGAAACCCAUGAGGAUUUCGAAAAUACUGCCCGGACAAAAAAUUUAAAGCCCAACAUUCUGUAUAAAAAAGAUUUUAAUUUUUCCCUAACCUCAAAAUUUCCAUUAUAAAAUGAGUUUGAACGCUCAAAAAUAUUUUGAAUCACGAUUAACUAGAAAACUACGUAGAAAUCGAGAAAAAGUGCCGAAGUCAAAACUGUAGAGCACAAAAUUCUCCAUAAAAUAGUUCCCAAGCACUUUUUCAUAACCUCAAAAUUUUCAACGUAAUAUGCGUUCAAGUACAAACCAUUUUCUAUCGUGUAUAAUUCGAAAUCCAUGAGGAUUUUGAAAAUACUUCCGGGACAAAAAAUUCAAAGUCCAGCAUUCUGCAUAAAAAAGAUUUUAAUUUUUUCCUAACCUCAAAAUUUCCGUUAUAAAAUGGCUUUGAACGCUCAAAAAUAUUUAGAAUCGUGAAUAGAUCGAAAACCACUUAGAAAUCGAAAAAAAGUGCCGGAGCCAAUACUGUAGAGCACAAAAUACUCCAUAAAUUGGUUCCCAGGCUGAGAUUCAAAGUUUCAAAAUGAGUAUCCACAUUUUUGUGAAAGAGAAACUAUUAAAAAAAGUCUGUGAAUAUUGAAAUAAUAAUCAACCGAGAACAAAGUGUCCCAAUUCGAAAAUUAUUAUAGCUCACCCGAGUAGGAAAAAUAGAGAUCUCAACCAUCAUGAUGCAUUUUGAUUUUUUGGAAACGAAGUAACUUUCCAAAAAUUAGAGCAGUCUCCAUGUGCGCUUGGAAUGGAAUUCGCACCGGUGGGAAUUUGUGAGUGGAUGCUCCGGCUUUCGGCGUUGAGGGAGAUUUAGGCCCCUUUCACACCAAACGAAUCCGAAUCAAUCCGGAUCACUUCGAAUCAAGUUGAAUCUGAUUCGUCAUCUCCACUCUUUCACACCAGCUGAAUCUACAAAAAUCCUUUCAUCUUCUUUUUGUUUUCCUUCUUUUAGUUGCUUUUGAGCUAUCAUCAUGGACGCAGUUGUUUUAAAUGCAAUAGUGUUUCGUAGGAGGCAACGGCGGAAACGGAAAACCAGACGAGGAAUCUGACAAGUUGAAUCAAGUGCGACCUCGAAUCAAACCUGAUUGAACUAGAUUCGUCCGGUCUGAAGGCGGGAAAAGAGUCCCUCACAUUUAAACGGAGCGCUCGAAGCCGAAUCUUGGUCAAUCAGAUUCAACUUGAUUCGGAGUGAUUCUAAUUGAUUCGGAUUCGUUUGGUGUGAAAGGGCCCUUACUCAGAAAUAUUGGCUUCAACGAAAAAAUACCUUGAGACGUUUUUUUUAGAAAAUUUUUUGUGUUCUACAUUAUUGGUUUGGGCAGUUUUUUGCGAAUUCUCCUUAGUUUUCGAAUUAUUCGCGUUAAAAAAUUUUUUUGAGUCACAAGUCUCAAAAUUUCGAAAAUCCCUGCAUGGAAUUUUGUUGCUAGACUUAUUCAGUAACCGGAAACGUCUGAUCAUCUAGAAAAGCACCCAAUUUAAUUACGGGUUCAAUCCCAUAUACUAUUUAAUUUAGAUUAUAAUUUAAAAAAAUUUAUUACUUUUAUAUUGGUUUAAUUUAGACAGUUAUGGAGCUGAAUCUAUAUGUACUUAAUUAAAUAGUAAAUUUGUUUGAUAUUAUUUUUAAGUUACAAAUUUAGUGCAUAUACAAAUUUUUUUUUGUUUCUUAUAUAAUUUAUUGUUAGAUAUUUUUUGAUAAUUCAUAAAUUUCUAUUUUUUCCUCAGCCCUUAAUCCGUCCAAUACACAAUGAAAUAUUUAGUACAUCUGUUCUUUUGUUGUAUCAUGACAAAAAACUGUCACUGCACAAUUUAUAAAUGUUAGUAAAUACUCACCAAUUAUUGAUUCAAAAUCUAACAAGGCAUAAAACAUUUGAAACACCUUGUAUAAAGAUAUAAUACAAGAAUUUUUGAAAAUUGUAUAAUUCGCUAUAUAUAUUCGACUGUAUAAAGCGACUGUAAUUUAAUAAUGCUACCAGAUCCAUCUGGGGCUCUGAACUUUAAUUUAAAAAUUGAUUCAACGUUGUAUCAUCCGUGUGAAUGUAGAAUCCGUCUAGAAUAUUGGUAGUUUGUGACAUACCUACUAGAGUGCUUUCCCCAAUCUAAUAAUCGUGUCAAACCGAUCAAAAUCUGAUUGUUCGGAAAGUAAUCAGAAUCGUUUUUAAUUGAGCGAAAUAAUCGAAUCGUAAUCACAUUCUAGUAUAUGGUAAAUACGAUCAGCUGAUGAGUUUAGUUAGUUUCGUUCACGAUAGCGACGUUCGUUGAUAAAAUUUUAAGCUACGAUCUGUAAUCAGCUGAUACGUGAUCUAUCUGACGCAGGAUCAUAGUGCCUAUAGCUCCAUUCAAUUCGUUAGAACAGUCUAAAAUCUGUUCGGACGAGUGGAAAAUAUAAAAUAAUCAGAACUAACCUAUAAAUGCUUUUAAAUUCUUUAAACUUCGUAAAACAUUAAAAUGGACGCGCACACUUUGAAAAAGUUACUUAUUUUAUACUUGCAACAAGAAUAAAGACUCUUUUUUAAAUAUUUUCAAAUGAGGAAUGUAAUAAUUUAGUUUGCAUGUUUGUUGCAAUUAAUAAACACUUUUUACAAUAUUAUUUACAAGAUUAUUUUAAAUUCCAUUUAAGAAUGUGAUCUAGAUCUGUGAAUCAGUUGGUAAAAUGUAGAAAAUGAACUAUUUUGAGGUUAGGUUAACACAUAUAUGAAAUUGUGGCACAUUUAUUAAUAUAAGAAAGAGAAUAAAAUUUUGGAAUACAAUUGUACCUAAUUAGAAUACAAAUUGAGAUUAAAAUAGAAUAAUAGUGAUUAAAUUUAUGGUGAGUUACAAUUUGUUUUGGUAAGUUUUUGUAUUAGAUAAGAAUUAAACCAUAGUUAAUUCAUUUAGGAAGUAAAGGGUGUGUUUAUUAUAUAAUUUGCUCACUAUUUUUAAAUUUUACACAUACUAUUAGCUACCAAAGUUGUAACGUGCUUUGCCUUGUAUUCAAUUCGUCCAUAAUUAUUAAUAUAAGUAAAAUAUGUACUUAAAUUUUAUAGUUUUAUCGUACUUUUAUAUAAUAAACCUUAUAUCAAGUUA